GGACCAUCGAUAGCUCAGCGCUCGGCGUCGGCCCCGAUCGACUCUCUCCCGCUCCUCUCGCCGUCCUGGAGCGCGGCGGAGCGCGGAGCCGCGCGUGAGGGCGGGGCGACGCCACCCGCUGCCCGUAGUGCCCGUCCAGGGGACUGCCCAGGCCCUGCACGGCUCUCCUCCAGAUGCUGUAACCUUUGACUCCCGCCCCGCGGGGCCCGGCGUAGUCCUCGGGCAGCCACCAUGAACACGUCCCCAGGCACGGUGGGCAGUGACCCGGUCAUCUUGGCCACGGCCGGCUAUGACCACACGGUGCGGUUCUGGCAGGCUCACAGCGGGAUCUGCACGCGCACGGUGCAGCACCAGGACUCUCAGGUGAACGCGCUGGAGAUCACGCCUGACCGCAGCAUGAUCGCUGCUGCAGGCUACCAGCACAUCCGCAUGUACGACCUCAACUCCAACAACCCCAACCCCAUCAUCAGCUACGACGGGGUCAACAAGAACAUCGCGUCUGUCGGCUUCCAUGAGGACGGCCGCUGGAUGUACACGGGCGGGGAGGACUGCACCGCCCGCAUCUGGGACCUCAGGUCGCGGAACCUGCAGUGCCAGCGCAUCUUCCAGGUGAACGCGCCCAUCAACUGCGUGUGCCUGCACCCCAACCAGGCCGAGCUCAUUGUGGGCGACCAGAGCGGCGCCAUCCACAUCUGGGACUUGAAAACUGACCACAACGAGCAGCUGAUCCCUGAGCCGGAGGUGUCCGUCACCUCUGCCCACAUCGACCCUGACGCCAGCUACAUGGCGGCCGUCAACAGCACGGGGAACUGCUACGUCUGGAAUCUGACGGGGGGCAUCGGGGACGAGGUGACCCAGCUCAUCCCCAAGACCAAGAUCCCGGCGCACACCCGCUACGCCCUGCAGUGCCGCUUCAGCCCCGACUCCACGCUCCUGGCCACCUGCUCUGCGGACCAGACCUGCAAGAUCUGGAGGACGUCCAACUUCUCCCUGAUGACGGAGCUGAGCAUCAAGAGCAGCAGCCCCGGGGAGUCUUCCCGGGGCUGGAUGUGGGGCUGCGCCUUCUCCGGGGACUCUCAGUACAUCGUCACAGCCUCCUCCGACAACCUGGCCCGGCUCUGGUGCGUGGAGACUGGGGAGAUCAAGAGGGAGUACGGCGGCCACCAGAAGGCCGUGGUCUGCCUGGCCUUCAACGACAGCGUGCUGGGCUAGCCUGCGCCCCUCCACUGGUCCUGGCAAGGAGAGUCGGGGCGCGGGGCCGGCCUGGCAGGAGGCAGCAGCUGGCUGGACCCGCCCUGCUGCCGGGGUCCCAGAGCCCCUGUGGUGCCACCGCCUGGCUUGGCACCCUCCAGGGCCCCUCAGCCCCCCAAUCCUCAUGUGGGUAUAACGGGGCUCAAGUGCCUGCCUGGGCCAGCCUGCUGCACGCU
Condylura cristata (star-nosed mole) is the source of this 1427-nucleotide messenger RNA. RefSeq names its product MTOR associated protein, LST8 homolog (S. cerevisiae) (gene MLST8). The transcript has 9 exons. NCBI's taxonomy places the organism in Eukaryota, Metazoa, Chordata, Mammalia, Eulipotyphla, Talpidae. Gene Ontology annotation, biological process: TOR signaling; regulation of actin cytoskeleton organization. The coding region runs from base 232 to 1212 and encodes 326 amino acids. Gene Ontology annotation, molecular function: protein binding. The record is from RefSeq and is a predicted model, not a curated record. Gene Ontology annotation, cellular component: TORC2 complex; TORC1 complex.